Molecule: messenger RNA, 3472 nt
Organism: Onychostoma macrolepis
Lineage: Eukaryota; Metazoa; Chordata; Actinopteri; Cypriniformes; Cyprinidae
Product: CD209 antigen-like protein C
Exons: 5
Coding region: 173-970 (265 amino acids)
Source: RefSeq, a predicted model, not a curated record
UGUUGCUGUCUGGGAAACUUAAGUGUCUGAUGACAUCUUUUAGUUUUUUCACACACUGACCACAACUUUGUUUCCCGCUGGUGUUAAAAGAACACAAGCACUGACUACUUAAACACAUCUAUCCAGGAACAAGGAACUAAAUAGUUUAAUGUUAGACGGUUAAAGAGCAAAAAUGUCUGAUGAUAUUUAUGACGAUGCCUUCUGGACAGAGACUGAGGGAAUGGAGAUGACAGUGAUUAUCUAUGAGAGUGUAGAUCAUGUGAGAGAUCAUGACUUCAGGACAGAGACAAAGAUACACCAACCACUUCAGCGUACAGGAAGUGAUUCAGAGAGGAUCAGAAGCUCCAGAUCAGCUGCAGUGUGUUUGGUUCUGCUGUGUGUUCUUCUGCUGACUGCAGUCAUAGUGCUGUGUGUCACACUCACUCAAGAGAGACAACAGCUAAUAUCCAAGAUUGAAAACCUGACCAAUGAGAGAGAGCAGCUAAUGCUCAAGAACACAAACCUGACCAAUGAGAGAGACCAGCUGAGAAAUGAACUUCAGGUUUACGUUGGGUGGACUUGCUAUCAAUCCAGUUUUUACUACAAGUCCAAUGAGCAGAAGAACUGGACUGAGAGCAGGAGAUACUGUACAGAGAGAGGAGCAGAUCUGAUCAUCAUAAACAACAGACAGGAACAAGAUUUUGUUAAGAACAUGUCUGGUGCUGCUAUAUUUUAUAUUGGUGUGACUGACAGUGAUGUGGAGGGCACAUGGAAAUGGGUUGAUGGCAGCACACUGGGCUCUAGUUUCAGCUCCUGGGUGUCCUAUGGACAAAUAACAGAGCCAAAUGGAGGAAGAGCAGAGAACUGUGCUGUGACUGUGGCUAAACCUCCACCAGAGUGGACUAAUUUAGUAGGGUGGAUUGAUGCUCCAUGUAAUAAUGCUUAUCAAUGGAUCUGUGAGAAGAGGAUUUCACAAAUCAAACUGCCAUAGAAACAUCACACACCUUUCUGACACAAGUUCAACAGUACAAAACUUGUAAUAACUUCUCAUCUAAAGCAGUAUUUCUCAACCUUGUACCCAGCAAAUGCCUACAACUGCACAUUUUGAAUAUUUCCUUUGUCAGACACCAAUUUCAUGUGCUGGAGUUUCUUCUAAUGAGCGGAUUCAGGUUGAGUCAGGUGUGUUUCAUUAGGGAGACAAACAAAAUGGGACUCCAGAAGUGUGUUUAAUUCAACCAGAAAUGUCUUGCAAGUGAACAUCACAGAGUAUUCUGCCAUAUAAGAGAGAUUCCAGUCUUCAGUUAUUAUUUGCACAUUAUUCAGUUAUACAUCAUUACACUGUAAUCAGCACAAACUGGGCUACGAUAAUAUGUGAGCUGCAUGAAAGUACAUGUUUGUGUUUUUGAGAAAACAACGUUUAUGUGUGGUUAGUGAAAACUAAAAAUUUUAAAUCACUGAAAUAAGGCCAUAAAACACAUACAGAACAUUUGUUCACAAGACUUUUGAGAACUGGAUCUUGGUAGACUACAGUUUUUGCUACAAAAUGAUAUAGAACAUAUUUAUAGAACAUUAAAAAAAAACAUCCUGGCGUUGUGAGACAUUUAAAUUCAAUGAAAUGACACAUAUUUUAAAAUGUUUCACUUGAUUUCAUACAUCCCAACAAACACAGAACAUUCCCCUAACGUUCCCGUUCUGGGAACGUUCCCUGUAGGUUAUUUUUAGAUUUUAUUUUUAUAAACAUAAACCAAUUAAAACGUUGCAAAUGUUUUGUGCUUACAGCGGAUAGUGAUAAUUAAAAUGCUUAAUUACAUGACCAUUAUCAGGCAGUAGAGGGCGCUCAUUGAUUGGUAAGGUUUUUUUUUUUUUUUGUUUUAGUUAAUUAAAUAUUUAAGUGCAGCCUCUUUUCUAUUUUUUUUAUGUACUUUUGAAAACAAGAACUCUAAAUAAUUUAAUAAAUAUAGAUAGCUUAUGGCAAAGAUCCCUUUCAAAACCUAGUAGCCAAGUAGCUUGGUUUACAACCCAUAUUUCCUUGGAAAUGUUCAUUUUGUUAUAUCUCUUCCACAAACACCUUCUGCUCAGUGAUGUAGAUUGCACUUCUUUGUCAGGUAUCCUUUUUAUCUGUUGUGCACACACUUGUGAACAAGCCUUUGUUGGAAUGUCACUGAUUAUGUACAUACCCCAAUCAACUGUGCCACCCAUUCACCUUCCACUCAUCUGUGUCUUUCCUGAAACUUGGUCUUUCCAAAUCAGCUAAAUGUGGAAACCUUUAACAGAUCACCACCUGCAAAAAUAAUAAUAGGAGAUUAAUUAAUAAUAAUAAUAAUAAUAUACAGGUAAACAAAAGGGUUUCAAUAGUACUCGAAUCCUCGUAAAUAUACAUAACAAGGGCAUAAAAGAAUGAAAAAUUAAAAAUAAAUAAAUAAAUAAAAAAAACAUUCCUUGACACAUCUGUGUGCUUCACUAUCUCUACUUCUACUGCUUACCUGAACAGGAACAAAAAUGCUUGAAGUGUCACAAACCUCCCUAUUUCAGCAGUGGUUAGUUCUCACCGCAGUUGUAAAAAGUACGGAAAAGGGGGGAGUGGAGGGGAAAAGAGGGAGGAAGCAUGUAUAUUUCAAAUAUCAUCAUACUGGUGCAUAGCUGAAACAAUUGCAAAUGUUCUCUUUCUCUCUUUUUCUCUUACCGUUUCUCACUUCUACUCACACAGAAUACAAAUGAUGACUGGUAGACAAAGCUCUAAAUUUGCAUGGUUUUCUCUGAAUAACCAAAUCCUAUAUGACAUUAUUUGCACAAAAUAAAAGUAAAUGGUUGUUAAGAUCAUAAUAUUGAUUGUUUGGUGCCGAUAGCCUCAUGAGAAGCACAAGAAGAAAAAAAAAAAACAGCAUAAAAAGCCCCACACUCACUAAGUUUACAUGGACAUCAAUACUCUGAUUUUAAUACGAUUAAGACAAUACUCUUGUAGCGCCCCCUCCCUUUCUAAAUUAGAAAUCUGAGAGGAGCAGCACCAGGUUCAGAAACUAAAUGCCUUAUGUUGUUGGAUUAAGGCCCCCCUCUCUGAAUACAUACUCUUUCCCUUACUAUACGUGUGGUUUGAAUAAAGGUCUCUUUAACUUACAUUUGUGUCUGGGCUCUACUUCAAUGAGAUGUACCCAACAAACACAGAACGUUCCCCUAAUGUUCCCCUAUGGUUCCCUUUUGGUUAUUUUUUUGGGAACCAAAUAAGAACGUUCCCAGAACGUUCCCUGUAGGUUAUUUUUUUAGGUUUUAUUUUUAUAAUAUGUAAACCAAUUAAAACGUUGCAAAUGUUUUGUGUGCUUUAACAGCAGUGAUCAAACGCUUAAUUACAUGACCAUUAUCAGGCAGUAGAGGGCGCUCAUUGAUUGGCAAAGUUUUUUUUUAAGUUAAUAUUUGUGCAGCUUGUUUUCUAUUUUUUAUUUACUUUUGAGAACUAUAAAUGAAUAUAGAUUAUUAAAAAGAUCCCUUUCAAAACCUG